Messenger RNA from Kwoniella shivajii, 1284 nucleotides. RefSeq lists its product as uncharacterized. NCBI's taxonomy places the organism in Eukaryota, Fungi, Basidiomycota, Tremellomycetes, Tremellales, Cryptococcaceae. Gene Ontology annotation, biological process: regulation of transcription by RNA polymerase II. Gene Ontology annotation, molecular function: DNA-binding transcription factor activity; RNA polymerase II cis-regulatory region sequence-specific DNA binding. The transcript has 4 exons. The record is from RefSeq and is a predicted model, not a curated record. Bases 1 to 1284 code for a protein of 427 amino acids.
AUGAAUCCUCUUCGUAUGAUUCAACCUUUCGACUUAUCUCACUACCAACUUCCUUCCACAUCCAAUACAGAGCUUUCGAGUCCUGUUCAAGUUCAGAUCUCUCACGAUCGUGCAAGUCUUGUCGAAGAUGAUAGACAGUCUUCUACUUUCUCAUUAUCUCCGCCUCAGACUAUGCAAAACAGUCAUUCAGCACCUCCAACAGCCGCACCCUAUCAGCCAUCAUUUGCAUUUAACCUAAAUGAUCAAAGACAAAAUGAGUUCAAGCUAACUAUGGAGACACAACAACCUCAACCUCAAGUUUGGCCUGGUAAAGCCUUCAAUACCCAAACCUACGAAACCCCUUACCAAUCUCUUCGAUCAGUGUCAAGUUACUCUCAACAUGUCCAUUCUCACUCUACACCAUUGGUGUACCCCACUUCUUAUCAGCCAUUCAGUAAUUCAUAUGUAUCACAGUCAUCUACUCCAUUUCAAUACUCUGAUUCGCAUUCCCACUCACAGUCCUCAUCUUUGCCUGUUCCAUUGCCUACGCAAUUGAAAGAGUAUAGCGGUCAAUCUCUUCCGCUUCCACUUCAGAGAGGACAAUCGACAGACUAUACCCUUCCGGAAGGGCAAUGGGAAAGCAAUGCCCCUUACCCACAGCCAGUUCAUCAGAGUCCUGACGAGAAUGUACAAGUCAAAUCGUCAAAGAAGAAUGAAAAAACAAUCAAAUGCAGAAAGCACAUUUGCCCUGUCUGCGAUAAAAGAUUUAAUAGACCUAGUUCUCUGAAUACGCACAUGUCGGUGCAUACGGGGGCCAAACCCUAUAUCUGUACAAGACCGGAUUGUCAAAGAAGGUUUUCUGUAUCCUCCAACUUGCGACGACAUGAAAGAACUCACGACUCACGAGCAGGAAAAGAACGACAAUUCAACCUGGCCAUUCAAUCGUCUCGAUCGCUUCAAUUCCAGAACCAGCCUCAUCCUCAACUUCAGUCCCAACCUCUCUUCACUCAGCCUGACCAGAACGGUGGUCCUUUCAUGUACAAUUACUACCAGCCUUUUCCAUCAUCAGGAUACAUGACCUCAGAUCAACUGCCACCUCCACCACUGGAAUAUGCCACUUCCGCAUCAUCAUCUGGUUCAAUCGGAUCAACCGUCGACUAUGGUGGGAUAAGUGGAUUAGCCCAAUAUCAGAUAGUCAACAGGGAUAAAGGAUUCGGUGUUGCUGACAUGCCUAGGAAAGUGUUAGCGGGUUGGGAUGCUGUAAAUGAGGAAAUGGACACGAAAGCCGGGCUGCUGCUUACAUGA